Pyrenophora tritici-repentis Pt-1C-BFP is the source of this 839-nucleotide messenger RNA. Its product is annotated as thiol methyltransferase. Gene Ontology annotation, molecular function: S-adenosylmethionine-dependent methyltransferase activity. Lineage: Eukaryota; Fungi; Ascomycota; Dothideomycetes; Pleosporales; Pleosporaceae. The record is from RefSeq and is a predicted model, not a curated record.
AUGACUACCGAGGCGCGAACAAGAGAUGCACAGAGCGACGGGUGGGCCAAACUGUGGGAAAACGACGAAUCGGGUUUGUGGGAUCGUGGCCGACCUUCGCCUGCCCUGAUAAAGUUCCUGGAUGAACACCCGUUCCGUGAGACGCUGCUUCGAGACCAAGGCAAACGUCCACUGAAGGCAUUUGUGCCUGGAUGCGGGAAAGGCCACGAUGUAGCGCUUUUGGCACGUCACGGCUACCAAGUGUGGGGCCUCGAAGUGUCUCAGGGAGCAGUGGACGCAGCGAACGAGAAUGUGAAAGCGCAACUGAAGAAUUCAGGCCCCUAUCACGCUCAAGUAGUACUUGGGGACUUCUUCGAAAAGGGCUACGAGUCCCAGUUCGGACCAAACUUCCAGGGCUUCGAUCUCAUCUACGACUACACAUUUCUUUGUGCCUUGCUACCGGAAAUGCGCAAGGGCUGGGCUGAGCGCAUGAAAAGCCUCCUCUCACCAAGCGGUGUCCUUGUGUGCCUUGAAUUCCCUAUGUGGAAACCGCUGAAAGCUCAAGGUCCACCGUGGGGCCUCAAGGGCGUUCACUGGAACCUCCUAGCCGACGGUGCAGAUGGCCUUUUCGAUGAAUCUGGAAAUCUCAUUGCCAACGGUCAAGAGCAGGGCGUUUUCGAAAGAGUCGUCUACUGGAAGCCACCAGAAUCAUUCGAACAGAGCCGUGGUGAGGAUAUGAUCAGUGUCUGGAAGUUGAAGUAAAGGUUCCCACCCAGGGUGUCACAACGACUCCGCAUUUCGACUGAAAGCCAAAAGAAAUACGAAAACAUCACGCCCUAUUUAGUCAUACGUGAACUUUC